AUGCAGAACGACGAAGGAAGAAUCGUUGACUUGUACGUCCCUCGCAAGUGCUCCGCGACUGGGCGCCUGAUCCCCGCCAAGGAGCACGGUGCUGUCCAGAUCAAUGUCGGUCAGGUCGAUGAGCAGGGCCGCUACACCGGUGAGUAUCACACCUUCGCGAUCAGCGGCGCGGUGCGUCAGAGAGGCGAGAGCGACGCGUGCCUCAACCGCCUGAUGCACGAGAAAGGAUUGCUGACUUUCGCCAAGUAA
This is a messenger RNA of Besnoitia besnoiti, 249 nucleotides long. RefSeq names its product ribosomal protein RPS21. NCBI's taxonomy places the organism in Eukaryota, Apicomplexa, Conoidasida, Eucoccidiorida, Sarcocystidae. Gene Ontology annotation, cellular component: cytosolic small ribosomal subunit; ribosome. The transcript is spliced from 2 exons. The coding region runs from base 1 to 249 and encodes 82 amino acids. Gene Ontology annotation, biological process: endonucleolytic cleavage in ITS1 to separate SSU-rRNA from 5.8S rRNA and LSU-rRNA from tricistronic rRNA transcript (SSU-rRNA, 5.8S rRNA, LSU-rRNA); endonucleolytic cleavage to generate mature 3'-end of SSU-rRNA from (SSU-rRNA, 5.8S rRNA, LSU-rRNA); translation. Gene Ontology annotation, molecular function: structural constituent of ribosome. The record is from RefSeq and is a predicted model, not a curated record.